AUGAGUGGUAUUAGUUUUUUUGAUGGAAGAAAUGGAAGUACAAAUUUGAUGAAUGAGUUUCGCCAUUGUUUAUGGCUUUGGCAUCUUCAAAUAGAGGACACUAGCUGCCCCUUAUGUGGAGUGUGUGAAGAAUCCAUUGAAUACCUGUUUCUUUCAUGUGAUGUGGCACUUCAUUUCUGGCAUUCUUCUCCUUGGGGUAUCUAUCCGGUGUGUGAUACAGGCAUCCGUGCUUGGGAUUGGGUCAAGUUCAUCUGGGAUCUAAAAUACAAAGGGGCUAGUGUUGAUGAUAUUUUCUUGUAUGCUUCUAUUAUUGUGGAUACUAUUUGGAGGGUGCGUAAUGAUAAAGUCCAUAAUAACUGUCUUGUUGAUUUUAACAAAUAUUUUGAUAAUAUUUGUACUUCUUAUGCAGAUAUGUAUGAUUCCUUGCUCUCUAGUCCUACUCCAGUGUUAAAGGAAGCUUGGUCCCCUCCUCCUCUAGACUGGAUUAAGCUGAAUUGUGAUGUGAAAGUGGGCUUGGAGAGUAUGUGCAUUGUUGUUGUUGUAAGGAAUCAUCUUGGUAGAGUGAUUAGAGUUCAGGCAGCUCGGGAGGAUUUCUCGGAUGCUCUUUGUGGAGAAGCUGCGGCAUGCUGCUUGGCUGUGUCAGUAGCCUUGGAUAUCGGCUCCAAGUAUGUUAUUGUGGAGAAUGACUCGAGAGUGGUUAUCGACGCUAUCAAUGGGAAGGGGUCUCGUUGGGCAAUAGAGAACUAUAUCUCAUUUUGUACUAAGUCUUCUCUCUCCUUUAGUAGUUGUUGUUUUUCUUAUGUUAGUAGAACUUGUAACUUUGCCGCUCAUAAUGUGGCUAGAUGGGCCUUUACCCAUCACGUAUUUGGGUCUCUCCCGGUCUCUUCCAUACCGGAAACUCUAUUUUGUAAUGACCGCGAGGUCUAA
Cannabis sativa is the source of this 927-nucleotide messenger RNA. RefSeq lists its product as uncharacterized. Lineage: Eukaryota; Viridiplantae; Streptophyta; Magnoliopsida; Rosales; Cannabaceae. Bases 1 to 927 code for a protein of 308 amino acids. The transcript is spliced from 2 exons. Gene Ontology annotation, molecular function: RNA-DNA hybrid ribonuclease activity; nucleic acid binding. The record is from RefSeq and is a predicted model, not a curated record.